AACACCAAUAAGUUUAUCACCAAGAAAAUCCUAUCAUUCUAAAUCACCGAGGCUCAAACCUCGCCACGACUGCUGUGUGGUACAAAUGAUCCAAGACAAGGCCGUCUCUGUUAACAUAAAAACAAACCACAACAAGGCAAACAGAUCUACCAGUAUUUAGGACUCGAAAUGCUUCUGCACAUUUUGGAAGAGAAGUUUCAAGUGGAACUUGAAGCAGGUCUAUAAUGGAAGGUCAAGAAGAGAAGGUUUAUGUUGCACUUGGGAACCAGCUGCAGGAUGGUAUCAAGACUUUGGAGUGGACUUUGAGGAAGUGGAGAUUUCAGCCAAUUUCGAUUGUAAUCCUUCAUGUAACCAGCAGGGUUUCUGUCAGAGAUUAUGUUUCUACUCCAUUUGGGAAGCUGCCUGCAAGUUCUGUGAGUGAUGAGAAACUGAAGAUUUUGAGGAAGCUUGAGCAAGAAAAGAUUUACAAAAUCCUUUCCACUUACAUAGCUUUUUGUGGCAAGGUGAAGGCUGAGAUACUCAACGUGGAGAGAUAUGAUGAUCCUAUUCAUAUGCAAAUCCUAGAUUUGAUUUCGGGACUUCGUAUAACCAAAUUGGUGAUGGGAUUUUUGUUCAUGAAAUCUUCUUCAUGGAAACCAAAAACCGUAAUCAGUGGAUCAUUUCACAUCCAUCAGCACAAGCCGGAGUCUUGUGAAUUGUUCAUAAUAUGUGGCGGAAAGGAGGUGUUUCUAAGAGGCGAAAACGAUAAGAGAUUAUCAAUGGAAGAUGAUCAAGGAGGCAUGGUUGCAAAAAUGAAAGACAGGAUCAGUAUCAGUCUUAUCUUAGGAAGUAUGUUCGGAAGUCGUCAAAGCUCACCUCCCUCAUCAACAAAAAAUCAUUCAUCAAGCUUGGAAAAUAUGCAGUGGGAAAGUUAUGUUCAAGAAAUUGAAAUUUACUUGCAGCAGUUGUGUUCAACUUUGGAUGAAGAGGAUCUUCGUGAACAAGAAAGUGAUAUUUCUCAACAAGCUAGUCCAACAGAUGCCAUAGUACUGGAACUUAAUGGAAACCCGAAUUUGAGCAUUGCAGAAAAAUUUGAGUCCCUUAAAUUUAAAGUACGAGAAGCUCAUCAGAGAUUACAGUUGAAAAAGAAAGAAGUCCAGGCAAGUGUUGAUAGGCGUCUCAAAGCCGAAUGGGCCAUUAGUUUAUGCAAACACCGGGCUGAAGAGUUGGAGGUUCUAAUAAAGGAAGAGGCCAAGAAGAGAAUAGAAAUGAAGAAAGAACAAGACAGAGAUAAAGAUUUCCUCCAUGAAGUAAAAACCGAUAUUGAAGAAAGCAAGAACAAGCUCAGCUCACUCAUACAGCUUCGACCAGAGCUUUCACACAGGCUCCAUAUUUCCAAAAUGGCAAAAGCACGCAUGGAGGCCCAGCUAGAGAACGACAUAACAACUCGUGCAGAAAUGGUUCGAGAAAUCGACGAGUUGCGACGAGAAAGAGACGUUUUUCAGCGGAGGAUUGAAUUUUGCAAAGAGAAAGUAGGAGUGGCAGGGAGGUCUGGUAGUGAUCAAGUGAGCUGCUGUCUGAGGGAGUACACAACUGAAGAGAUAAAAUUGGCCACUGAUGACUAUUCAGGGAGUUUGUUGUUUAAAACGGGAAGUGGUAGAAGCACCACUGUUUAUAAAGGGCGUAUCAACCAUGACAGAGUUGCUAUCAAACUAAAACUUAUCAACUCGGAUGAUGGACUGCCCCGAGAAGAUUUUCAAGCCAAGGUGAAGCUCAUCAGCCACAUUAGGCACCCUCAUCUGCUUGCCAUGAUGGGCUACUGCUCCGAGCUAAACUGCAUUGUCUAUGAGUACAUGCACAACGGUACCCUACAAGAUGUCUUAUUUUCCUCAUCCAAAAACUCCGGAAAGGGAUGCCGGGUUUUGACGUGGUAUGACCGCAUUCGCAUUGCAACUGAGAUCUGCUCCGCCGUGUGCUAUAUCCACGAAGCUCGACCCAGGCCCAUUAUCCAUGGGUACCUAAGCCCAUCCAAGAUCUUCCUCGAUCGCAACUUCGUUGCGAAAGUCGGUGGGUUUGGGCUCAACCAAAGCUACUACGACGAAAGCCAUGUGGGCUGGGACAUACGGGCUUUUGGGGUUUUGACUAUGAAUCUUCUAAUAGGGAGGAAUCCCGUUGACGAUAUGAAUAUGACAAGUCUGGUCCGGGCUUUAGAUGAGACUGCUGGGCCUUGGCCGUUGGACUUGGCUCAGAAACUUGCAGGCUUGGUAUCACGGUGUUUAUCCGUAAACGAUAGGCCCAAUGUGAAUUUGAAAAUGAUGACAAUCAUGGAAGAGCUUGAUGUAAUUAAGAAAAAGGCUGAUGAUUUAGUUGCAAGAGUUAAGAUUGAUGGAGGAGUUCAAGGAGAAGUUUGCAAUGAUGUCCCAAGUGUCUUCCUCUGCCCCAUCUAUCAGGAAGUAAUGAAGGAUCCACAUGUGGCCGCAGAUGGAUUCUCAUAUGAGCGGGAAGCCAUUGGAGAAUGGUUGCGAAUGGGACGUGAUACAUCGCCAAUGACAAAUCUACAACUUAAGCACACAAUUCUUGUCCCUAAUCGUACCCUUCGUCAUCUUAUUCAAGAUUGGCAUUGUAAAAGAUCGAUGCGAUAUCCAUAA
This is a messenger RNA of Fragaria vesca subsp. vesca, 2627 nucleotides long. RefSeq names its product putative U-box domain-containing protein 50-like. Gene Ontology annotation, biological process: protein ubiquitination; protein phosphorylation. Lineage: Eukaryota; Viridiplantae; Streptophyta; Magnoliopsida; Rosales; Rosaceae. Gene Ontology annotation, molecular function: ubiquitin-protein transferase activity; ATP binding; protein kinase activity. The record is from RefSeq and is a predicted model, not a curated record. The transcript is spliced from 8 exons. The coding region runs from base 225 to 2627 and encodes 800 amino acids.